This is a messenger RNA of Calidris pugnax (ruff), 3877 nucleotides long. It is a transcript of the gene SACM1L, whose product is annotated as SAC1 suppressor of actin mutations 1-like (yeast). The record is from RefSeq and is a predicted model, not a curated record. The transcript has 20 exons. Gene Ontology annotation, cellular component: endoplasmic reticulum. Gene Ontology annotation, molecular function: phosphatidylinositol-4-phosphate phosphatase activity. Gene Ontology annotation, biological process: phosphatidylinositol dephosphorylation. Lineage: Eukaryota; Metazoa; Chordata; Aves; Charadriiformes; Scolopacidae. The coding region runs from base 119 to 1906 and encodes 595 amino acids.
UAGGUUUGUCCCGCGCGGGCUCCCGUCCCUUAAGGCCGUGAGGGGGGAGCGGCCGGGCCGGAGGGGGCGAGAGCGGAGCCGGCGGUGGCGGCGGCCGGAGACAGCCGGAGGGGGACGAAUGGCGGCGGCGGCGGCAGGAACGGCGGCAGCGGCGGCCUACGCCAGCCUGAAGUUGCAUAUAACACCAGAGAAAUUCUAUGUGGAAGCUUGUGAUGAUGGAGCAGAUGAUGUGCUCGCUAUUGAUAGAGUCUCCACGGAAGUCACUCUUACAGUUAAGAAAGAUGUUCCCCCUUCAGCCGUUACAAGGCCUAUAUAUGGUAUUUUGGGAACUAUCCGAUUGGUGGCAGGCACGUAUCUUAUUGUAAUAACAAAAAAGAAAAAAGUAGGUGAGAUUUUCAGUCAUGCAAUCUGGAAAGCAACAGACUUUGACAUCCUCUCAUACAAAAAGACCAUGCUGCACUUAACUGAUAUUCAGUUGCAGGACAAUAAAGUAUUUUUAUCAAUGCUUAGUCAUGUCUUGAGCGUGGAUGGAUUUUACUUCUCAACAACCUACGACCUAACACACACUCUGCAACGGUUAGCCAACACCAGCCCAGAGUUCCAGGAAAUGAGCCUCCUCGAGAGGGCAGAUCCACGGUUUGUAUGGAAUGGGCACCUUCUCCGAGAAUUUGCUGCUCAACCAGAGAUCCAUAGGUUCGCUACACCUGUGAUGCACGGCUUUAUCACUAUGCACUCUUGUUCUAUAAAUGGCAAGUGUUUUGACUGGCUGCUUGUUUCCAGAAGAAGCUGUUUCAGGGCUGGUGUACGCUACUAUGUAAGAGGUAUUGAUUCAGAAGGACAUGCUGCUAACUUUGUUGAAACAGAACAAAUUGUGCAUUACAAGGGGAGCAAAGCAUCUUUUGUUCAGACCCGUGGAUCAAUUCCUUUUUUCUGGUCUCAAAGACCAAACCUCAAGUAUAAACCAAAGCCACAGAUCAGCAAGUCAGUAAAUCAUAUGGAUGGCUUCCAAAGACAUUUUGACUCGCAAAUUAUUAGCUAUGGAAAGCAAAUGAUUGUCAACUUGGUCAACCAAAAAGGUUCAGAGAAACCUCUUGAGCAAACGUUUGCAAAAAUGGUAAACAGCAUGGCAAAUGUAAUGGUCAGAUAUGUAGCAUUUGACUUCCAUAAAGAGUGCAGUCGGAUGAGGUGGGAUCGACUUCAGAUUUUGAUGGAUCAACUAGCAGAACAGCAAGAUGAAUUUAGUUAUUUUCUAGUGGAUUCCGAUGGCAAAAUUGUGACUCAGCAGGAAGGAAUAUUCCGCAGUAACUGCAUGGACUGCCUUGAUCGAACGAAUGUGAUUCAGAGCUUGUUAGCACGCCGCUCUCUUCAAGCCCAGCUUCAGAGGCUAGGUGUUCUGCAUGUUGGACAGAGAAUUGAAGAGCAAGCAGACUUCGAGAAAAUCUACAAAAAUGCAUGGGCUGAUAAUGCAAAUGCUUGUGCCAAACAAUAUGCUGGAACCGGUGCCUUAAAGACAGACUACACAAGAACUGGGAAGAGAACUCAGUGGGGCCUAAUAAUGGAUGGCUGGAACUCAUUAAUACGUUACUACAAAAAUAACUUCUCUGAUGGAUUUAGACAAGAUGCAAUUGAUCUUUUUCUUGGAAAUUAUUCAGUGGAUGAAGUAGAACCUGCUAGUCCUCUACAUGUCAAGAAAGAUUGGAAGUUCUUAGCUUUGCCUAUUAUUAUGGUGGUUGCUUUCUCCAUGUGCAUUAUUUGUUUGCUAAUGGCUGGUGAUACAUGGACUGAAACACUGGCCUAUGUGCUUUUCUGGGGAAGUGCAAGCUUUGGAACUUUUGCUAUCAUCCUUUACAAUGGCAAGGAUUUUGUAGAUGCACCCAAGCUUGUCCAGAAAGAGAAGAUGGACUGAAUUUGUGUGUGUGGAAAGCGGCUUGGUACUGAGGAUUCCUCAAGCCACACCUGGAGUCUCUACUGACCUGCUUUCCACACCAAACAGUGGUCUUUUUAAUAUUCUUCCUUGGCAACGGGGUGGGGGGGGGGCUUGGGGGAGAAAACCAUGUCUGGUGGUGGUGGUAGCUUUCAGCUGAGACCUGACUCGACAGUCAGUCGCAAUGGUCUUUGGAAUAUUGCAUUAGUGGAGGGGGCUCUGCUCUUACUGAGGUAAUGCAAAGAUGAAAGAUUGAAAGCCAGCAUUUUGGUGUCUGGAGUGUUUACGGGCUUAAGUGGACUGCUUAAGCUCAUAGUCCAGCUGGGCUGCUUCUGCUGAAUUUUUGGUCUGUGUCUUGACAGGAGAGAGCUCUGAUGCCGUUUGUCAGAAAAACCCAGGUGUUGGAUAAUGGAGCUUCUAAUUGUGGUCUCUGAACAAAUAUGGCUUCAUACCAAUAAAAAAAAAGUCUAGUUCCGUGAUUUACAGCUGGAUUACAUUUGUUGUGAUAAAGUCCAUGUUAUGGAGUCCUUCGUGCAUAUUUGUGUGUGGAUUCUGUUCACUAAAUAUAAAAGAUUUUUGAGUCCUAAUGCUCCUCUAAAAUGAGCUUUUUUUUGUCCUGUCUUGUUUAUCUAGGACUGAUGCAAUAUUCUACUAAUCAUUGUUGAGGUGAAAGGACAGUGUAAUUGGAUGUUCCUGAAGUUGCAAAUGUCUUGCACUGUUUCAAUACUACAGUCUCCAGGUGAUUCACUAGUUAGCGAGUUAAAAUACAGAGUUUUCUUUCUAAAGAUGUAAAUUAAAUCAAAGAAUGUAAAAAUCCUUUGCAGUGUUUAUUGAACCUUCCUUAUGCUAAAGGUCCAAAGUAUUCCAUUACUUUAAGAAUGGGUCACAACGUAAAAGGUGAACUUCAUAUUGUUUUGCUAGUCAGCUGCUUCCAUUCUUCUGUUGAAAUAAUUUAUGAAAGAAGGAAUAACAACAUGAGAGAGAGCAUUUGGUCUAAGCUCCAUGUUUGCACUUGGAAGCAGCAGCUUGCUUUUCAUGCAUGAUACUGUAACACAUUCUUUAAAAAAAAAAAAAGGAAAAAAGCUACAGAAUCAUAGAAUAAUUUGUGCUGGUUAAUAAUAAAUGUGUGUCUUUACAUUUAGUGCUUCCAAGCUGUAUAAAAAUAAGUAAUCCUAAUCAAGGACCAAUUUUAAACUAUUUUGUCACUUAUUUUAUAUGGUUUGUUCAAAACCAGACAUGGAACUUGCUUAAGGCGCUGUGCAUUGUUUAAUAUUUCCUGUAAGUACAGCUGUAUAUUCAGAUUGCAGUUAUAAAAUUUAAACAGGGGGGAAGGGAGAAACAUGUAGAAUACUAGAACUAGCGCAGUUGUCACUAGUGAAGCCAGAACACAGAACACUGAUGCUCCAGUGUUUCCUCGUGUUAUGACUGAAAAUAUGUACAGAUUUUUGCAGCUAUUUAACCGUUCAUUUUAACCUUGAAUGUUUCUGGAGGCCUCUCUGGGUUUUGUGUAAACAUAACCUGUUCAUAAGCACUAGUACUUGCAAAGUAUCCAUUUGCUUCUAGAUGCUGUAAUGGAAAUGCCAGUUGCCCGUUAACUGGAAAAAUCCUCUAACUUAAAAUUUUUCAAAGAUGAACUCCAUUAUGGGCACAAAAUACAAGAAAACCAUAGAAUUGGUAUUUAAAGGUAAUGGUUUUGAUGGCUCACUGGCAGGUGGUGUUUGAAACUCGGUUCAGUUGUCUUGCAAGUCUACAACUAAAUCUUUGCAUCUUUGAAGAACUUCUUGCAGCAAAGACCAAACUUGAAUCGCUAAUACAAAAGGUUUGGAAGACGUAGAGUAGUGUAGGUUUUAGAAGUUGGAAGGCACCUGUAUUUCAGUGCUUUGCAAAGAGUCUGUACUUCUGAGAUCACAAAUGGUGUACUCAUAAAUGACAAUAAAAUGUUCAACUUUUCUA